Molecule: messenger RNA, 306 nt
Organism: Guillardia theta CCMP2712
Lineage: Eukaryota; Cryptophyceae; Pyrenomonadales; Geminigeraceae
Exons: 1
Biological process (GO): RNA 3'-end processing
Molecular function (GO): nucleotidyltransferase activity
Source: RefSeq, a predicted model, not a curated record
GACGACAUCGCCCAUCUGGUCGGGUAUGGUGAGGCCAACACCAGCUCGGUGGAGCAGCUCCUUGUUCAGUUCUUGCACUUCAUUGCUGUGAAGCUCGAUCUUGACAAGCACUGCGUCUGUGUGCGCGAGGGAAACUUGAAGGAUGCGGACAAGUCUCAGUUCAAGCACAAACAUCCCCCGCACAUGUGCAUCGAAGAUCCGUUCGACCCUAAGGACAACGUCGCGCGAUCCCUGACCGAUCGAUCCGUCAAGACAGUCAAAGUUGAGUUCCUCCGGGCCCACGAGGUGAUGAGUCGGACGGGAGAC